Molecule: messenger RNA, 828 nt
Organism: Protopolystoma xenopodis
Lineage: Eukaryota; Metazoa; Platyhelminthes; Monogenea; Polystomatidea; Polystomatidae
Source: the annotation of a GenBank genome assembly
AUGUUUAAGCAACAUCGUGGAGUAAUACAUUCUCCCCUGAAACGGCCAAAAGACCUUCAAUACUCGAACGGCCUACCCUCUUACCCACCCUAUUACGCCUAUGCGUCCAGCCUACAAGAGUUUAUCAGAAAAGACCUGCUAAACCGGCCAGAUUGGAGCGCUUCUUCAGAAUUGCUUUCAGAAAAAUCGGAUUAUGAACACUCGAUUGAACGGUAUUCGGAGACUCCCAAGGAUUGGCUGAAAAUGCAGCAGAAAUAUGCCGAAAGACGGUUGAAGAUGGAGCAUUCUGAAAAUUGGAUAGAAAUAGAUGGAGAAACCAGAUAUGGAGAUUUAAGCCAUAAUCACAAUUUAACUUCCAGAAAACCAUCUUUUUAUGCUGAUAAAAAACGGUUCGGCAACCAUUCCUAUGGGCCUCAUUACCGUGAAAAUGAAGCAGCCCUAGGCAGGUGGUCCGAGAUAAACCAGACAAAUUCUGCUCUUGAGAAAUACCUUAAAUGCCACGAGAUCAGCUCGCCCAGUUCAUCAAGUGACUCGAUCUCCACUGAUGAAUUUUCUACGAAUGUGUGCCAGAAAGCGAUGCAUUUUUGUGCCUCUAAAGAUGCGAGUCCAUACUACCGAACUAAUGGCUGUUCUAAUAAGUCGAUGUGUCGACUUAUGGAUUUGUUGAAUGUCAAUAAAGCAGUCCGCUUGACAAUUUACAGGAAAGGCAAAAAUGAGCGUUUUGGCAUGAAGCUAUCAAGAAGAGAGGAUGUUGACGAAGUAAGCCGAUUUUAUCGUCAUUUAAUGUUCAUGAUGACAUUAAUAACGUCAAGCAGUCUUAUAAGCUGA